This is a messenger RNA of Ectocarpus sp. CCAP 1310/34, 197 nucleotides long. The record is from the annotation of a GenBank genome assembly. Lineage: Eukaryota; Phaeophyceae; Ectocarpales; Ectocarpaceae.
UGUUUGUCCGUGCGCCACGGUUCGAUGCCGUCCGCAUGCUCCGGUUCAGCUGCUCCGGUGCCGCUGCUCCGGUGCCGCUGUGCCCAGUCCUAGCACGACGAAACUCGACCCGCUCCGCUUCGUGCACGCUCUCGUUGCUGUCCUUCCCAGUCGGUCCCUCGCUUUGUCCCUCGUUGCACUUAGGGUUCUUGGUCUGA